AUGCUGCCCAGCAAAUUGACAAUGACCUGGCCUGAAGCUCCCCGAGACCUCUUCAGUGAGGUGCUCCCUCAAUGUCCUAUGGCUCACCUCAUUCCAAACUUUCCCUGCCCUGGCCCUCAACGUCAUAAACUUAACUACUACGACGAGUACGUAGCUCCGGCAAAGAGUUUGAACAGAGUCCUCUGUCGAGUUGGCGCUUUCAGCAACUUGCGUUUCACCAAUUGCCCGCAUCACACCAAUGCAAAUUUGCAACUUCUCAAUGACACACUUUUGAGCAUCUCCUACGAGAAUGUUGAAGGAGUGAUCCAACUUGGAGGGGUCAUGGACACGCGUGAUGUUGAAGUGAAGGGAGAAGUGGAUUGUAUGAUUACCCAACUGGCGCAAGUCUUUAACAAGUCCUACCACCCUAUUUGGCACGUGAUUGGUGACAUGGAGACAGCUGUGCGUGAUCAGUAUACUGCUUCGUUUAUGGCAGAUCUUGCACUUUCUGUCGGCAAGACAGAAUAUUCCUCUCGAUGCUGUGGAAAUUUGUACUAUACGACGCUGAUUGGUCCACAAUGGCGACUAGUGGUUUUGGAUGGCUAUGAACUGCUUGCUGUUGAACCCAAGAACACCUUCGAAGCGCCAACACUCGAAAACUCAGAGACGACCGGAGAUGGCUUCAUAAUGCAAAUUAAAAUACGCGAUCCCACAGGAAAGCCGUGUGUGCUACACGACAGCGGACCGACAAAGCGUGUCGGAUGGCCAAAGGAAUUAAUGACGACAGGCGACUUUAUGACUGCUUGCGAACGAGGACGGAUUCCGAGGGUUCGAUUGGCCAUGUCUAGGACGCAGCUCACAUGGCUUACCCACGUUCUCAGGAGUGCGAUGCACUGUAAUGAGAACGUCAUCGUGGCGUGUCAUGCCCCUCUUCAUCCGCUCCUGGUGCGUGAUCGUUCCACACUAGUCGCCAAUUGGCGUGAAGUGUUUAAGAUACUGACAGAAUGCGGUAUCGUGCGCUGCUGCCUCUUGGGUCGCCCUCAUGGGUGCGGCUCCAAGCCCCUAGAAGGCUUCCUUCCCUACCGACGAGACCACGGAAUCCUCUACUACUCCCUGCCACCCGUCACUGACACUGCGGAAUUGCGCAACCGCGUGUCCGCCCACCUCAUUAUUGAUUUUGGCGUCGAUUUCGUGCGAGUUCGUGGUGAGGGCAUUGGACUCUCUCAAGCCGAUCGUGAAUUAGGUGUCAUUCAUUCAUUUCGACCGAAGACACUGCUCACCAAGAAAGAUCGCGAUUACACAUUUGAUGGAGCACUGGAACGCGCCAUUAUGUGA
This is a messenger RNA of Mesocestoides corti, 1314 nucleotides long. NCBI's taxonomy places the organism in Eukaryota, Metazoa, Platyhelminthes, Cestoda, Cyclophyllidea, Mesocestoididae. The record is from the annotation of a GenBank genome assembly.